Molecule: messenger RNA, 1482 nt
Organism: Acanthoscelides obtectus
Lineage: Eukaryota; Metazoa; Arthropoda; Insecta; Coleoptera; Chrysomelidae
Source: the annotation of a GenBank genome assembly
UUAGCAAUGGAUUUAAAUAGUGCUAUAAAAGUGAAGAUCCAACACAGAAGCCAAAUUAGUCAUCAACUGAAAUCAAGAUGGUUCUGAAAGUCGUUAUAUUAUUACUGGUGUGUGUUGUGGGUUUCUGGUGUGAAGAAAGCAAGUAUACGACAAAGUACGAUAAUAUUGACAUCGACAGGAUAUUAUCAAACAAAAGAAUUUUGACCAAUUAUAUAAAGUGUCUCUUGGACGAUGGACCCUGUACGCCCGACGGUAGAGAAUUCAGAAAAAAUAUCCCAGACGCACUCCAAACAGGCUGUCAAAAAUGUUCAGAAGCUCAGAAGAAAAUCGUUCAGAGGACAUCCAAUUACAUCAGAAAGACCCGACCAGAUGACUGGGAUAAAAUUAGAAAGAAAUUCGACCCCGAGGGAAAAUAUUCAAAGAGCUUUGAACAAUUUCUCAAUGAAAAAUAAGUUAUUGUGGGGAAGCCGACUGCAGUAUAAUUAUUUUUUUAAGAAUUCAAGUUUUGUUGUACCAUGAUUCAUCGCACACCGCCAUAAAAAUUUCAUGGCCUUCAUAGCAUACCAAAAUAGGACUUCGGGGAGUUGUUACAGCAUGAAACCACAAACACUGCUUUUCAAGAAGAUCUCCAACCACUUAUUUUUUGAAUGGGUCUAGUUAAGAGUUAGAAGCUACAAAAUCAGAUAUCACACGACCCAUUUAAAAACAUGUUCCAAAAUGGCUUUCAGCCGUCAUCUUGAAAUGUUCUGCCACUGUUACUACUUGAAUUUCAACUUCCUAACUUCUGUUCCAAAAAUAAAUUGGUGAAGGGAGCUUUUUGAAAAGCACUACAUUUUGUUUCGUUUGGCUGCCAAGUUAAUGGUACCUUUUAUACUUGCAAGUCCAUGCCACUUGCUAUUGAAAGGCGUAAGUAAUAACUUACGGAAGUCUUAUUUAUCAUGGGACGUUGUCUCCUCUUACAGCAAAUUUACAUUUUUUUAAUCAUUCCACCACGCCAAUCAACAUUUAACCUGGCAAGUUUGUAUUUUAGCAUCAAAAUGCUUAAGAUUUGACUAGUUGUAUAUCACUUCAGUAUGCAAUGUAACCAAAAAUUUUCAUCGGCUCUUGGACUAUUCAAUCCCGUUCAUCCUAUAUUAAGUUCUUAUCUACAAGAUAGUCUAAACAAUGUAACUAGAUUGAUUCUUAUUUCCUUCAUAUUGCAUAGUACUAUAUAUGGACAGCGCUUAAAACAUUAAAUAAUGUACAAUUUAUACAAAUAAAGUUAAGUUCAAUAGAGUCUAAUAAUAAUUUAAAGGAUCUGCCAAUCUAGAUGGCCGGGAGAAUCUCCUCAAAUAAUUUUCUACGAUACGUUUAUACCAUGUACCCGUGAAAUAUCAACCCAUUUUCAAAAAAGUUCGGCACCCUGUACUCUGGAAACGUAUGUCAAUAUGAACUUGCCAUUUCAAAGGAUAAAAAUUGCUUUAAAAUAGAGAAUACCAGAAU